Messenger RNA from Adineta ricciae, 2484 nucleotides. The record is from the annotation of a GenBank genome assembly. NCBI's taxonomy places the organism in Eukaryota, Metazoa, Rotifera, Eurotatoria, Adinetida, Adinetidae.
AUGCUCAACGGUACUGUUGAGCCACUGCUGACCAUGACCAGCAGUAGUAAUCGAUUAUUAUCAAUGAUGAAGACCAACGGCAGUAAUGACACUAAUACAAAUGAUAGAUCAUCGAAACGAUCGACAAUGAAAUCUUCAGCGUCAUCAACGGGAAUGAUCUCCUCAAUGAACAGUACUAAUGUAAACAGUUCGGCACAAAUGCCUGACAAUCGUAUAAAAUUUAUCGAUAUGCUCGUAUGCGGCUCAUGUCAACAAGACUUUCAACUGUCCGAUAUUGUAAAAUUUAUCGAACACAAAGCGACGUGUGGUAACAAAGAAAAUAAACAGCAAAUUCCUUAUUUUCUAUCCCAACAACGACAACGUGAAGGUGAUAAUGAUGAUGAUGAUAACGAAGGUGAUGGCGAAGGCGACGAUGAUGAUGACGACGAUGAAAGAAAAAGUCAAUCAUGUAGCAAUCUAGGUGGAAAUGAAAUCGAACAUACCGUUCACCAUCGACAUCCGGCAUCACAAAAACAAUCAAAUGUUUCUAAAGUACUGGUUGAUGCGAAUGCCAAUACAUUGAACAAUACGGCCGAACCUUACAAUUUCGAAUGCAGUCAAUGUGGUGAUGUAUAUAGUACAGCAUGGUAUCUCAUUCAACAUUAUCAGCGUUUACAUGGCGUAAAAAUGUACAGUGCAUGUCUCAAUGAAAAUCCUUCGAUUAAUACUCAUACAACAGGGUUAAUAGCUAAUGGUCUACUAUCAACUGAUUCAUCACUAUCGAACGUAGAUCUAAAUCUGCUUGAAGGUGCAUUGAAAGAUGUUACACCAUCAAAUCGAUCGCUCACAUCAUCGACAACAUUCGCAUCGAAUCAACUGAUCGCCGCAGCUAAUGCUACUCGAUCGGCACAACAACAGUCUUUAUUAGUACGAGCGACAACUGAUGGUAAUUCUUACGCAGCAGGUAUUCAUUCGAAGGUCAACCUGCCAUUGUCAACACUGGUUUCAUCGAUUCCACCUUCGUCGUAUCCAAGUCUAUUACAAGAAGUUGCACAUCAAUCAAGUUCAAUUGCCAAGUUGCUUACUGAAGUAGCAAAGCAGCAUGCGUGUCAAACAUGUGGAAAAGAUAAGCCUAAUAAUGAGACGAUAUCAUUGACAGAUCAACAAUUUCUCACGCCCAAACCUAUGCGGACUGAUGCUAACUCAGACAACAAUGUACAUAAUCGUGGAGAUGCCAGUCAUAAUACACGACAUCAAAAACGACGACGACCAACUGAUUCCGGACAAAAUGAUGAAAUUGAACAUAAACGGCCUGUUCCACCGUCCGCUAGUGCACCUCGUCGUCUAUCAGGUUCUCCUGCACGUUCAGUUUAUUUAUCCUCGUCCGAAGAUGAACGGGCAACAUCAAUGCAUCAAAAUAAAACUAAAUCCAAUAUGCUUGCAACAUCCAUUCAACAACCAUUAUCUCAAUCGCAACGAAAACGUCAUCAGCGUAAGCCAACUCGUCUAUCAAAUGGCAUCACGCAACAACAAUUAAACGUAUCUGUCAAAAAUGAACUCUCCACUACGGACGAUAAUCGAUCAACAUCGAGGCAUGACAGAGAAUUAGAUUCUACAACGAGUGGAACAACCACAAACGAGAAUUUUCAAUGGUUGCAUCAAGCAUUUCGAUCAAUAGUACCGUCAACAGAUGCUGAUAUGACAAUACAACAACAUUCGUCAUCACCACAAUCAAAUUCAAUCAUCGAUAGCGGUGGUGGUUUACUAUCUACGCGUUCAUCUCCGUCACUAACAGGUGCAUCGCCAUCUGCAACAGCGGCUCUGAAUUUGUCAAUAGCAAGCGGGAAUAAUAAUACCGGUGAUCAAGCUCUGAUGGAUCAUUCUCAACUGUCACCUGAUGAAAAUACUUCACAUCAAUCUCGAACGCUAACUCAAAACAAUUCGAAUACCGCACGUGUAUCUAGUCCUGCUGCACAACGAUUCGUCAAGCGUGAUCGACGAAAUGAUACAUGUGAAUUCUGCGGAAAGGUUUUCAAAAACUGUUCGAACUUAACAGUUCAUCGUCGAAGUCAUACUGGCGAAAAACCGUAUAAGUGUGAGCUGUGUGCGUACGCAUGCGCUCAAUCAUCGAAAUUAACACGACAUAUGAAAACGCACGGUCGCGGUGGAAAUGAAGCAUUUCAUUGCCGUUAUUGUUCAAUGCCAUUUUCUGUGGCCAGCACAUUAGAAAAACAUAUGCGCCGUUGUGAGCACAAUCCACAAAUUCUUGCUGUGUUCAAACAACAACAGCAACAGCAACAUUCGACUUCGAGCGUCUCGACGCGCAAAUCAACAACCGACAUGAAGACUGACUAUUCGAACGAUGACGGUGAAGAAUUAACUGCCGAAGAUUAUUCUACAUAUGCGGAAAUUCUCGAUGAACAAAAUGACGUGGGCGGAGAAGACGAAGAUGAUGAUAUUGACCUGAUUGAAGAUAAUGAACAAGUAUCCAACGAGCAAACUUGA